This is a messenger RNA of Hirundo rustica (Barn swallow), 468 nucleotides long. It is a transcript of the gene STRIT1, whose product is annotated as small transmembrane regulator of ion transport 1. NCBI's taxonomy places the organism in Eukaryota, Metazoa, Chordata, Aves, Passeriformes, Hirundinidae. The transcript has 4 exons. The record is from RefSeq and is a predicted model, not a curated record. The coding region runs from base 8 to 115 and encodes 35 amino acids. Gene Ontology annotation, biological process: regulation of slow-twitch skeletal muscle fiber contraction; regulation of ATPase-coupled calcium transmembrane transporter activity.
AGGGGCAAUGGCAGAACCAGCCCAGGCCCCGCUGUCCCGCCUGCUUGUCCCGGUGCUGCUGGCACUCGGCUGGAUCCUGGGCUGUGCCCUCAUGGUUUACAUUGUCUUCUCCUGAGGCAGCAGGGGAUGGCAGGUCAGAAGAACCUACAAUGAUGCUGAUGAGAAGAACACGGGAAGUUCAGUUUAGAUCUCUAUUGACUGAAAUACGUAUAAAAUGAGUUAUUUUUAAUAUCGACAAUGUAAAUGUCAUGCACACUCUUUAUCCAUUAGGAAGAAUCACCAAAUCAAUUUCCCUGUUCUCAGAUUAUUUGCAAUUGAGGGAGUGGUUUUCAGAAUCUCAUGGUAGGUCAGAUAGUGUCUGCUUGCCGAACAGCAAACUUUUAAAAUAGCUGCCACCAACUAAGGAACAGAAACAGCUUUGGGCUUUUGAGCAUGAAGAUUUUUCGACUGAAGAACUGCAGCUCAGAG